AUGGAAACGGGCCAAAAAUACUUUAUACUAAUAGUGUUUGCUUUUCUUCACAUUUAUAAUGUUUGCGUUGCCAAUGUUAAAUGGCAGGCUAGACCUAUAUCCAUUUCAAAGAACACUACCGAUCCGAAUUAUAUGGACUUGAAUGUCAAAAUCGAACGCUUCGGACAGGGAGAGUUCGCCUUCACGGGUACCUACUUCACCACCAUCGAAAUGGAUGAAUCUGUGACGGUGGAACUCCGGAUCUACAGCUGUUAUUCGGGCAAUGAGGCCGACUACAAACUGACCCCCUAUAGCAUUCAGCCCCAGAAGUUCAUCGACUACCUCAACACCUUCUACAAGGAUCUGUUGAUGAAGAAUCUGGGAGACUGCACCGAUCUGCCCAAGUAUGAGGAUGGAUAUGUCCCGCCAUGGCCAAAGGGCACUUUUAACUUCACCCGCUGUCAGAUCAGUGGCGAGGGUAUGCCGGAGGUGGUUCCGGAGGGCUUCUACAAGGCUCUGGUCAUCAUCAGUGCCCUGCCAGCCGUGGAGCUGCAGUUCACCGUCAUCCUGAAGGUGACGACGAAAAUGUUCUGAAAACUUUUCCCUGAAUACAUCGAGAGUGGCUCUAUUGUUA
This is a messenger RNA of Drosophila ananassae, 613 nucleotides long. RefSeq lists its product as uncharacterized. Bases 1 to 573 code for a protein of 190 amino acids. NCBI's taxonomy places the organism in Eukaryota, Metazoa, Arthropoda, Insecta, Diptera, Drosophilidae. The record is from RefSeq and is a predicted model, not a curated record. The transcript has 3 exons.